Messenger RNA from Arachis duranensis, 1645 nucleotides. Its product is annotated as transcription factor MYB16-like. NCBI's taxonomy places the organism in Eukaryota, Viridiplantae, Streptophyta, Magnoliopsida, Fabales, Fabaceae. Bases 141 to 1514 code for a protein of 457 amino acids. The transcript has 3 exons. The record is from RefSeq and is a predicted model, not a curated record.
GAAUAAUCCAUCAUCACUCUUUCUUGUGCUAUUAUAUAUGAAGAAAUAGGAAAAAGCUAUCUCAGUGUUAAGUAGUAGCAACUAGUGUAUACAAUAUUACUGUUAGUUGUUCCUGUUCCUGUUCCUAUUCCUCCUUCAAAAUGGGAAGAUCACCAUGUUGUGACAAAGUGGGUUUGAAGAAAGGACCAUGGACACCAGAGGAAGAUCAGAAACUCUUAGCCUAUAUUGAAGAACAUGGUCAUGGAAGCUGGCGCGCUUUGCCAGCAAAAGCAGGGCUUGAAAGGUGUGGGAAGAGCUGCAGAUUGAGAUGGACAAAUUAUCUAAGGCCUGAUAUUAAGAGGGGAAAGUUCAGUUUGCAAGAAGAACAAGCCAUCAUUCAGCUUCAUGCACUCUUAGGAAACAGGUGGUCAGCUAUAGCCACACAUUUGCCAAAGAGGACAGACAAUGAGAUAAAAAAUUAUUGGAACACACAUCUCAAAAAAAGAUUAACAAAAAUGGGCAUCGAUCCUGUAACUCACAAGCCCAGAAACGAUGCCCUAGUCUCUGGUGACGGCGGCCAUUCAAAGAAGGUCGCCGCCAACCUCAGCCACAUGGCUCAGUGGGAGAGUGCUAGGCUUGAAGCCGAAGCAAGGUUGGUUAGGGAAUCAAAAUUACGUUCAUCACAACAACAUUCAUUGCAAAUUCCAAGUUCUACUACCACUUUUCCAUCAUCGUCUUCGUCUUCGUCCUCAGCUCAAGUUAUGAUCAAAUUAGCAGACGAAUCUCCGAUAACAACAACCAAAGAUUGGGCUAAUAAUGAAGAUUGGUUAUUGAGAUCUAAUCAUGAAAGUAAUGGUGGUGGUGGAAUGGGAAAUGCUGAACUUGAGUCACCAACAUCUACAUUAUCAUUCUCGGAGAACAAUGCAUCACCAGCAAUAAUUGGAGAAAAUAGCAACAAUAAUGUUAAUGUAGUGGUGCCUAUGAUUGAGUUUGUUGGAGCUACUUCAGGUUCAUAUUCUGAGAAUGAUGGAAUUAUUAGGAGUAUUAACGUGAAGGAAGAAGGUAGUGAAGAUCAUGAUCAUCAUCAUCAACAUGAGUGGAAAGACUAUGAUAAUAAUUCUUCAAUGGGUACUUUCAACCCUAGCUUGCAUGAAUUGACAAUGAUGACCAUGGAAUCCACGUGGGGAAGUUCUUCUCAUCAUCAUCAAAAUCAUGAUCAUGAUGAUGAAUCUCUUAGGACAAGUGGUAGUAAUGGUGCACAUGUUAAUGCUGGUGAUGAUGAUGAUGAUGAAGAAGAUGAAGAGUUAGGGUUCACAAAUCUUCUGCUGAAUACUAAUAAUAAUAACAACCCUAAUAAUGAUAAUAAUGAAUUGAGUUUGUCAUCUGAAGGUGGUGGUGGUAGUGGCGGCGGUGGUGGUGAUGGUGGUGGGGAGUCUCAUAACAAUGACAACGGUGAUUCCUAUGAAGAUAAGAACUAUUGGAACAGCAUUCUCCAUUUGGUGGAUUCUUCACCUUCUGAUUCACCAAUCUUUUGAUUAUAUAUAUAUAUAUAUAUAUAGCAGCAUCUCUACCUUCCUUUCAAGAACAUAUUUAAUUUAAUUUGGCAUAAGAAUUAUUUAAGUAAGAACAUAUGCAUGCAUGCACACAGAAAAUUCUUGUUACAUAU